This is a messenger RNA of Scaptodrosophila lebanonensis, 1114 nucleotides long. Its product is annotated as lipase member H-A. Gene Ontology annotation, molecular function: lipase activity. NCBI's taxonomy places the organism in Eukaryota, Metazoa, Arthropoda, Insecta, Diptera, Drosophilidae. The transcript is spliced from 7 exons. The record is from RefSeq and is a predicted model, not a curated record. The coding region runs from base 1 to 1044 and encodes 347 amino acids.
AUGAAACAUUUAAUCAUGCUUUGCCUCACCUUCGCAUUUGUAACCAAAGAUGCAGAAACUCUGCUUAACCAAAUGGAUUGGAAAAAUUUACUAGCCAGCGGAGCACUGGACUUGAACGUCAUGCGUUGUUUUCUGCGCAACAAAAACUUUUGUCCCAGUCCGUACAUCGAGCAUCGGCUCUAUGCACCCAACGCCUCUCGCCGUGGCAUGCCCCUGAAUAUAAAGAACCCUCUGACUUUGUAUCAAGGCGGUUUCAGCAAACAGCGCGAGACGGUGUUCAUAGUGCACGGCUUUAAUGGGACCGCCAUCGAUCGGCACUUGCAGUUUCUGAGGGAUGCCUAUUUGUCGCGCGACUUUAAUGUGAUCACUGUCGAUUGGCGUCCCUUGACCCGAUAUCCCUGCUAUGUACAUUCGCUAAUCAACACACGACUGACGGCGCAGUGCACGGCACAAAUUUACUCCUUUCUGACACACUAUGGCGCUUCACGUGAGAAGAUCACCUGCGUGGGCCACUCGCUGGGCGCCCAUAUUUGCGGCAUGAUUAGCAAUCACUUGUCUAAGAAACAAUAUCGCAUCAUAGGUCUGGAUCCGGCGCGUCCACUUAUUGAACGAAUGAAGAGCAACCGCUUCCGUUUAUCGCAUGAUGAUGCCAGCGUUAUUCAAGUGCUGCACACAAAUGCAGGCUUUUUAGGGCAGGAAGAUAAUACAGGACAUAUGAACUAUUGCGUUAACGGAGGACGUGUUCAACCCUACUGCAAAGGCAACCCCAUAAGACGAUCUCGAUGCUCGCAUUUCUUAAGCAUCUGUUAUUUGGCCAAUGCAACCUUUAAGAAUAAAAAAUUUCUGGGCGUUCCUUGUCCCAAUGGGUGUGUAAAUCUGUCGGGACCCAAACGCCUGCCCGUCAGUGGCAAAAUAAAUCCAUUUGAAUUCGUUUCUCUUCUGCGCGAAUAUCACAUUGGCAACGAUGCGCCCGAUAACGCGCGUGGCUGCGUAUGCAUUGAUGUGCCCUAUGCAAAGCAUUGUCCGUUUACGGAUGUUACAUAAUAACUAUUUUAGAUUCAUAACAUUUUCAUUAAUUAUAUAAUUAAGUCUAUGUUAAUAUGUAAUAGAGUAC